Molecule: messenger RNA, 2871 nt
Organism: Schizophyllum commune H4-8
Lineage: Eukaryota; Fungi; Basidiomycota; Agaricomycetes; Agaricales; Schizophyllaceae
Exons: 2
Coding region: 105-2741 (878 amino acids)
Source: RefSeq, a predicted model, not a curated record
UUCGCUCUUAACCACGUAAAGCAGUAUCUUGACUCUGACUAUCACCACCACCACCACCAUUGAACUGCAUUUAUCUCUCCCAGCUGUGUAUUGCUGAAAUCUGAAUGGCUCGAAAGUCGAAGAAGAAGUCUUCCCGGGCGUCGACGUCGCAGUCAGCACAGUCGUCGUCUUCGACGGCAGCACAAGCAUCAUCUUCGACGGCAGCACAGGCGUCAUCUGCGACGGCAGCACAGACGUCAUCUGCGACGGCAGCACAGUCGUCGAGCUCGCAGGCGUCUCAACCGUCGUCUUCGAGGGCAGCUACAUCGUCGACAUUGAAGACAGCUGAACCUUCGUCUUCGCAGCCAGCCCAAGCGUCGUCUUCGGCGUCUUCCCAGCGGUCCAGGAAGUCAACAUCCCGAACGAGCUUCAGACUCCCCGAGGAGCAGUACUACCACGAGAUCCCGCGCGCCGUUCUCGAGAAGUAUCAGGCUAGCCCUUCACAUCAUCUAGUCGAAGGCGCGAGACCAUUUCCCUGCACCGGGGCCUUGGCGCAAUGUAUCGACUACUACGACAUCGGGACACGAACACUUGAGAAGCGCUCGAUCGACCGAGCAUAUGUCGUGAAGGACCUCUACCGCGAUGCGAGCAAUCCGCUCGAGGUCAUCGAGCUGGAGGGGAAGCUCGCGGGGCUGGAGCAGCACGCGACGCACAUCUUCGAGGACAUACACAACUCCGUUACGAAGGGAAAGCUGACACUCGCGCGCGCCGACCUCGAUGAGGUCCGCAAGUACCUCUUCCUCGUGCACUUCCGACGACAAGUGCUCGGUCUGUCUUACCAUGACAAGAACCGGCCGGAGGAUGUGGCGCUUCGGAAGCGCUUCGCUCAGUACGGCGAGGUGAACGGCCUGCAGACGCCCAUCGACACCUGGCUGCAUCUCCUACGAUACCUCCUCGAGACUUCGAUGGACAAAAUCGACGCCGUUGGCGCCGCAUGGAUGGGCGAGCAAUCCAUGGACUCCCUCCUCGACAACUUCGGCAUCGACUGCGACUUCGCCAUCGACUACUUCCCCGCGAUCAACUUUGAGCUGCAGAACCAGGCGUACUUCGUCGGGUUCUGGGAGGCGGCGGAGACGGAUGAGUUCGUACUCACGCCGGGGGCGUUCGGGUACUGGGAGGGCUGCCUGUCGACGCAUCCGGAGUUCCAUCUGCAUCGGGUGUUCGUGAUUAGUCCGCGGCUGGCCAUCGUGCUGCGGUCGGACUACAUGCGCGAGGGUGUGGGGUUUGGCCGAUACCGGGAGCGCGCGUGCAGUACGCUGCUCGACCUGCCGGUGUCGCCGCCGGAUAUCGACUUUGCGAAGGCGGGGCACGACGUGGUGGUCGACGGCGAGGUGGCGUUCACGUUCCGUACCGCGAACGACUAUGAUCCAGCCAUCCGUCGCAAGCGCGACCGGUUCACGAUGAAGAUCCACAAGCUCACGCCGGAGCAGACGCUCGCGGUGAAUGCUGCCACGCUCCGGAGCACGCGUCCGGAUGAAGCGCUGACCUUCACGUCGAGGAGUAUGGUCGUGCGCACGCUUCGCCAUUACAUGCAUCGUACGCCGAUUUGUAUGGAUAUGUGCUGGGAGAGCUAUCGCACGCUGGCGGACAGGCUCGCGCGACCGUUCGCUCCUGACACUCCGUCAUUGGCGCGCAUUGGCAGCUUCCCUCACGAAGAGACUUUCCACUGGCUUAUGGACCUGGUGUACGAGAUCACAAGGCCCACGGAGCCGCUCCCUCUGUAUAUGUGCGGCACGGCGACCGUGCGCAGGCUAUUCAGGCCGACCGACGCGAGGGGAACAGUACUCGCUGAGCAAUGCGGCCAUUACGCCGAUAAGCUGGUCGAGCACUUCAGCUCCCAGCCUGUGGCCAAAAGCGCGAUCCACCGGCGUGACGAGAAGGAGUGGUAUCGACCGCACACUCUCGACUACGAUUCGUCUCUCAAGCUCACUGACACGGCAAGGCCGCUGCUACGAAAAGUGGUGCCCGCGUGCGUAUGCUCCGCGAAGAGCAGCCUCGUCGACAAAAUCCUGGAGGUCGCCGUCCUCGUCCGGUUCCUCGACCUGAUCGUCAAGAGUCCCCAGCUAGUCGCUGCCUUCCGCCUCCGCUGCCCCUCCCUCUUCCGCUGGAUGCACCUCUGCCCCCACCCAACGCGCAACCCCAAAGACUGCCUCGACUACCCCUACGACGCCGACUGGCCCCCCGUCCACCGCGACAUCCGCAAGAAAUUCGACGACCUCUGGAAGGGCAUGCUCCGCGGCGAGAUCACCUUCCCCAACCGGUACGAGCGCGGGCAGGCGCUGCACAAGUACGCGGAGCGGAUGUGGAAGACGCCGGCGAUCGAGGGGCCGAUCACGAUGGCGUUCGCGCUCAAUAUGCCGGUGAUGGGGGCGAGGAUGGUGAAGGAGUACUUUCCGGAUAAGCCGCCAGGGUUCCAGGAGCGGCCGACGGCGCGUCCGAGGCGGAAUCAGUCGCUGGAGGCGGGGGAUGUGAUUAUGAGGGCGAUAACGGAGUUUAUUCAGAGCAUGGGCUUCCAGUUGUUCGAUGAGGAUGGACCGCAUCCGGAUCCGAAGAUGGCGAAGAUGCGACAGUACGCGAACGACCUCCUUACUUAUGGGUAUUUGGAUUUCUUGGCGAGGAUGCGACCAGAUAUCUUGGAGGGCAUAGUGAAACCGCACUGGUCGACGUUCAUCGAAGAGUACGAUGGAUAUACUGACAUAUAACUAAAAUGUACUCGUAAUGUAUCUACUUAUUUCUUGGACUCCAUGGACCUGUAUUUCGACCCGAACUCUGGAACAUUGACCUCACAAAGUUCAACUUCAGAUACGUGGCAAGCAAGUUGCCGUCGCCCAG